AUGGGCUCGGCCGGGCUCGUGGCCGUGCUCGGGCUGGCCGCGCUGCUCCCCGCGGGCGCGGAGCCCUGCGCAGCGCUGCGCCCCGACAGCUCCGCGGCCGCCCAGCUGCCGGGGACGUGGCUGUACGUGGCAGGGGCUGCCCAGUUCCCCCAGCACCGCGUGGAGAUGCUGCUCAUCGACCAUGCCUUCCUGCGCUUGGAGCCGGGUGCCAGCGGGCAGCAGCUGCUCAUCAGCCACUACGUGGCCGUGGGGGACCAGUGUUUUACCAACAACCUGACCUACCUGGAAGUCGCUGCCGGUAACGCCACGCUGGUGAAGCACGCCAAGACCCAGCAGACUGAGGGGAUGCUGAUGAACAUGAGCUCUGAAAACCUUUUACUCAUCCAGUACCAAAUGCAGAGGGAAAGGACGUAUUUGGGGCAGUAUCUCUAUGCCAGGAACCUGAGCAUAAGCACGGCAGAGCGGGAGGAAUUCGAGCAGCACGCGGCGUGCCUGGGGCUGGGGGCAGAGCAGAUCGUGUACGCGCCGUGGAGAACGGAGGUGUGUCGAGUGAAAGCAGCUGAAGGCAGCAACAGCCCCCAGCCAGAGCCCGUGGCUGCAGCCACAGCAUCCCCUGCUGCAGGCACUCCCUGGCCGGGCACUGCAGGGAACUGACCCCAC
Passer domesticus (house sparrow) is the source of this 660-nucleotide messenger RNA. Its product is annotated as alpha-1-acid glycoprotein-like. Lineage: Eukaryota; Metazoa; Chordata; Aves; Passeriformes; Passeridae. Bases 1 to 654 code for a protein of 217 amino acids. The transcript is spliced from 6 exons. The record is from RefSeq and is a predicted model, not a curated record.